Brenthis ino (lesser marbled fritillary) is the source of this 396-nucleotide messenger RNA. Lineage: Eukaryota; Metazoa; Arthropoda; Insecta; Lepidoptera; Nymphalidae. The record is from the annotation of a GenBank genome assembly.
AUGUAUAUCGUAUCAAAUAUUGUAAAAGUUACAAUUCCAAAUUAUUUGGCCAGUUUGCCUAUACCUGAUUCUAUUGGUGGUUGGUUUCGCCUUGGCGUGCGUGACUGGGUAGCAUUAUUACCUCCAACUCUUGCUAUUGGAGGUAUAUCUUAUUACUCUUAUCAAACAAUAAAGAAGGCAAAUGAAGCAGGGAAUGGGCAAAUCAAUCCUUGUAUUAGAAAGGAUAUUAAGAAAGUGGUAGAUUUUAUUGACAUUGAAGAUAUAACAGAAAAAGCAUCUCUUUGUAGGUGUUGGAGAAGUAAAAAUUGGCCCUAUUGUGAUGGUGCUCAUGGACCGCAUAACAAGGCCACAGGUGACAACACUGGACCAGUAGUUGUAAGGCAUAAGGAGAAUAAG